Messenger RNA from Homo sapiens (human), 4326 nucleotides. It is a transcript of the gene VCP, whose product is annotated as valosin containing protein. Gene Ontology annotation, biological process: positive regulation of ubiquitin-dependent protein catabolic process; DNA replication; regulation of synapse organization. Lineage: Eukaryota; Metazoa; Chordata; Mammalia; Primates; Hominidae. Gene Ontology annotation, cellular component: glutamatergic synapse; Derlin-1 retrotranslocation complex; synapse. The transcript is spliced from 17 exons. Gene Ontology annotation, molecular function: identical protein binding; ATP binding; protein-containing complex binding. The record is from RefSeq and is marked reviewed. Bases 988 to 3273 code for a protein of 761 amino acids.
AGUCUCAGCGAAGCGUCUGCGACCGUCGUUUGAGUCGUCGCUGCCGCUGCCGCUGCCACUGCCACUGCCACCUCGCGGAUCAGGAGCCAGCGUUGUUCGCCCGACGCCUCGCUGCCGGUGGGAGGAAGCGAGAGGGAAGCCGCUUGCGGGUUUGUCGCCGCUGCUCGCCCACCGCCUGGAAGAGCCGAGCCCCGGCCCAGUCGGUCGCUUGCCACCGCUCGUAGCCGUUACCCGCGGGCCGCCACAGCCGCCGGCCGGGAGAGGCGCGCGCCAUGGCUUCUGGAGCCGAGUGAGUGUGCGCGCGCCGUUCGCUUGCUGCGGCGGCGCGCACCGGGACCAGCCGCGCAGGGUAGGCCCGGCGGGGCCUGGCCGUGGGCGCGUCAGAGAGGUGGAGACCAGGAAAGAGGGAAGGGAAGCUAGGGGGCGAGUGAGGGGCCGUGGACCCGGCAGGCCCGGCUGGGGCCAGCUGCGCACCCGCGCGCCCCCUAGGCGGGGCUUGCGUUGGGUCCGGGUCGGAGCCUGGGCCGGAUCGUGCUGUGUCAUGCAGGCCCCGGCCCGCCCGAUUGGCUCCCUUAGAACGGACGUCUGGGCCUGGCCAGGUCUUCCGGCCCACUCCGCCGGCGCGGCGCCCCGGGGCUUUGGGGCGCCAGUCUGCCGUCCGGCCUACCACCCGCCGAAAGCCUUUGGUCCCCGGAGAGAGCAGGCCCCGCGAGCCCGAGGCCCCAGCCGGGCCCGGUGGGCGUGGACUUUGCGCCAUGUGAAGGCCUCAGGAGCUCUGCCACCGAGGCGGAGCCCGGGGUCGGGGAAGGCCCGCCGAGCUCAGGGAAGCUCACAGCCGCCUUUUUGGAGCCGGGUCGGCGGGGCCGGAGUUCAAAAGGUGAUGACCUAUCAACAGCCAUUCUCAAACAGAAGAACCGUCCCAAUCGGUUAAUUGUUGAUGAAGCCAUCAAUGAGGACAACAGUGUGGUGUCCUUGUCCCAGCCCAAGAUGGAUGAAUUGCAGUUGUUCCGAGGUGACACAGUGUUGCUGAAAGGAAAGAAGAGACGAGAAGCUGUUUGCAUCGUCCUUUCUGAUGAUACUUGUUCUGAUGAGAAGAUUCGGAUGAAUAGAGUUGUUCGGAAUAACCUUCGUGUACGCCUAGGGGAUGUCAUCAGCAUCCAGCCAUGCCCUGAUGUGAAGUACGGCAAACGUAUCCAUGUGCUGCCCAUUGAUGACACAGUGGAAGGCAUUACUGGUAAUCUCUUCGAGGUAUACCUUAAGCCGUACUUCCUGGAAGCGUAUCGACCCAUCCGGAAAGGAGACAUUUUUCUUGUCCGUGGUGGGAUGCGUGCUGUGGAGUUCAAAGUGGUGGAAACAGAUCCUAGCCCUUAUUGCAUUGUUGCUCCAGACACAGUGAUCCACUGCGAAGGGGAGCCUAUCAAACGAGAGGAUGAGGAAGAGUCCUUGAAUGAAGUAGGGUAUGAUGACAUUGGUGGCUGCAGGAAGCAGCUAGCUCAGAUAAAGGAGAUGGUGGAACUGCCCCUGAGACAUCCUGCCCUCUUUAAGGCAAUUGGUGUGAAGCCUCCUAGAGGAAUCCUGCUUUACGGACCUCCUGGAACAGGAAAGACCCUGAUUGCUCGAGCUGUAGCAAAUGAGACUGGAGCCUUCUUCUUCUUGAUCAAUGGUCCUGAGAUCAUGAGCAAAUUGGCUGGUGAGUCUGAGAGCAACCUUCGUAAAGCCUUUGAGGAGGCUGAGAAGAAUGCUCCUGCCAUCAUCUUCAUUGAUGAGCUAGAUGCCAUCGCUCCCAAAAGAGAGAAAACUCAUGGCGAGGUGGAGCGGCGCAUUGUAUCACAGUUGUUGACCCUCAUGGAUGGCCUAAAGCAGAGGGCACAUGUGAUUGUUAUGGCAGCAACCAACAGACCCAACAGCAUUGACCCAGCUCUACGGCGAUUUGGUCGCUUUGACAGGGAGGUAGAUAUUGGAAUUCCUGAUGCUACAGGACGCUUAGAGAUUCUUCAGAUCCAUACCAAGAACAUGAAGCUGGCAGAUGAUGUGGACCUGGAACAGGUAGCCAAUGAGACUCACGGGCAUGUGGGUGCUGACUUAGCAGCCCUGUGCUCAGAGGCUGCUCUGCAAGCCAUCCGCAAGAAGAUGGAUCUCAUUGACCUAGAGGAUGAGACCAUUGAUGCCGAGGUCAUGAACUCUCUAGCAGUUACUAUGGAUGACUUCCGGUGGGCCUUGAGCCAGAGUAACCCAUCAGCACUGCGGGAAACCGUGGUAGAGGUGCCACAGGUAACCUGGGAAGACAUCGGGGGCCUAGAGGAUGUCAAACGUGAGCUACAGGAGCUGGUCCAGUAUCCUGUGGAGCACCCAGACAAAUUCCUGAAGUUUGGCAUGACACCUUCCAAGGGAGUUCUGUUCUAUGGACCUCCUGGCUGUGGGAAAACUUUGUUGGCCAAAGCCAUUGCUAAUGAAUGCCAGGCCAACUUCAUCUCCAUCAAGGGUCCUGAGCUGCUCACCAUGUGGUUUGGGGAGUCUGAGGCCAAUGUCAGAGAAAUCUUUGACAAGGCCCGCCAAGCUGCCCCCUGUGUGCUAUUCUUUGAUGAGCUGGAUUCGAUUGCCAAGGCUCGUGGAGGUAACAUUGGAGAUGGUGGUGGGGCUGCUGACCGAGUCAUCAACCAGAUCCUGACAGAAAUGGAUGGCAUGUCCACAAAAAAAAAUGUGUUCAUCAUUGGCGCUACCAACCGGCCUGACAUCAUUGAUCCUGCCAUCCUCAGACCUGGCCGUCUUGAUCAGCUCAUCUACAUCCCACUUCCUGAUGAGAAGUCCCGUGUUGCCAUCCUCAAGGCUAACCUGCGCAAGUCCCCAGUUGCCAAGGAUGUGGACUUGGAGUUCCUGGCUAAAAUGACUAAUGGCUUCUCUGGAGCUGACCUGACAGAGAUUUGCCAGCGUGCUUGCAAGCUGGCCAUCCGUGAAUCCAUCGAGAGUGAGAUUAGGCGAGAACGAGAGAGGCAGACAAACCCAUCAGCCAUGGAGGUAGAAGAGGAUGAUCCAGUGCCUGAGAUCCGUCGAGAUCACUUUGAAGAAGCCAUGCGCUUUGCGCGCCGUUCUGUCAGUGACAAUGACAUUCGGAAGUAUGAGAUGUUUGCCCAGACCCUUCAGCAGAGUCGGGGCUUUGGCAGCUUCAGAUUCCCUUCAGGGAACCAGGGUGGAGCUGGCCCCAGUCAGGGCAGUGGAGGCGGCACAGGUGGCAGUGUAUACACAGAAGACAAUGAUGAUGACCUGUAUGGCUAAGUGGUGGUGGCCAGCGUGCAGUGAGCUGGCCUGCCUGGACCUUGUUCCCUGGGGGUGGGGGCGCUUGCCCAGGAGAGGGACCAGGGGUGCGCCCACAGCCUGCUCCAUUCUCCAGUCUGAACAGUUCAGCUACAGUCUGACUCUGGACAGGGGGUUUCUGUUGCAAAAAUACAAAACAAAAGCGAUAAAAUAAAAGCGAUUUUCAUUUGGUAGGCGGAGAGUGAAUUACCAACAGGGAAUUGGGCCUUGGGCCUAUGCCAUUUCUGUUGUAGUUUGGGGCAGUGCAGGGGACCUGUGUGGGGUGUGAACCAAGGCACUACUGCCACCUGCCACAGUAAAGCAUCUGCACUUGACUCAAUGCUGCCCGAGCCCUCCCUUCCCCCUAUCCAACCUGGGUAGGUGGGUAGGGGCCACAGUUGCUGGAUGUUUAUAUAGAGAGUAGGUUGAUUUAUUUUACAUGCUUUUGAGUUAAUGUUGGAAAACUAAUCACAAGCAGUUUCUAAACCAAAAAAUGACAUGUUGUAAAAGGACAAUAAACGUUGGGUCAAAAUGGAGCCUGAGUCCUGGGCCCUGUGCCUGCUUCUUUUCCUGGGAACAGCCUUGGGCUACCCACCACUCCCAAGGCAUUCUUCCAAAUGUGAAAUCCUGGAAGUAAGAUUGCACCUUCUUCCUCUCCUGAUCAACAUCGGUAUGAUGUCUCCUGUUGCCUCACCCUUUGUCUGCAGUAUCACUGGAUAGGACUGGUGGAAAGGGAGCAGCCUGACAGAGCUCCAAAUGUGGAGAAUAUGGCAUCCCUCCACCUAUAUUUGAUGUGGACGGUAAGGCUAGGCCUGCAGGAUCCCUUAUCCUGACCAAAGACUGUGUUGGGGUGCCAUUUGAAAAUCGCAGGGUUGCAAAAGAAUACAAUCUUACUUGCAGGUGGAUAUUCUCUAUACUCUCUUUUAAUGCAUCUAAAAAUCCCAAACAUCCCCUGGUUGGUGAUCACUUACAGUUGUGUCCACCUUUAUUUUAUGUACUUUGAUUAAAAAAAAAAAACUUUUUGUUAAUAUAAAA